Chara braunii is the source of this 1429-nucleotide messenger RNA. Lineage: Eukaryota; Viridiplantae; Streptophyta; Charophyceae; Charales; Characeae. The record is from the annotation of a GenBank genome assembly.
AUGGGAACCUUGAUUGGUUGACUAACUACUACGGAAGAGGAUCUCUCUGAGCAGAGUGUGCGGAUGUUUCACGUACAACGUGGAUCUCAUGCCCGAGUAUUUGAAGAUGUCAACUGCAGAUCGCGCGAAAAGCGUGGGAGCUAUCGUGGAGAGGGUCGCGAAUGUGAGGAUCGUGAUCGAGACGAUCGACGUGAAGAUGCUGAUCGAGGCAAACGAAGACGACGCCUAUCCACCUGCUACAAUUGUCACGAGGUUGCCCACGAUACCAACCAAUGUUCGAGGCCAAGGCGAUAUGGGAGACAAUCCAGACCAUCAACGUCGACUGACUCCAGGAGGCCUCGAUCGCCUCGAAGAAGUGAAUGGAGGCGUGAACCUCCCGUACAACUGGACCUGGUUAUCAAGCAACAGAUCAGCGAGCUUGGCCAGAGUGUGGCCUACAUGCGGAAACAUUUCGAGGAGGAACGUGAUAAACGUGAAGCUAAAGCACGCAGGAAGCUUGAGAAAGAGGAAGCUACGUGUCGGGAAUUGGCGAUGACGGAACAAGAAGAAGAGGAACGUCGCAUUCAUGAGAUUAAGGCCCAGAAGAAGGAGAAAAGGAGACUUGAAGGAGAAAGUCGUGCCGAACUGAAGGAGUUGGGAAUGCAGCUUACGAUGCAAGUGAGUGAGAUGGAGGACAAGUUCGUCCAUCGUAUGCGCCAAGUGGUGGCGGAGUUUCGGCCUGUUCCCUUCGACAAAGGGAAACGCGUGAUGUAUUCGGCAAAUGACGAUUAUAGCGGCCAAGAUAGUUAUACAAGUGUUACUCAAGAGUCGAGCGAGCGAACAACCGAACUCCAUAUCACAGAGAAAUGGAAGCGUGGACCUGAAUGGGCAGUCGGCGAUAGUCCUUCGAUGAAAUCCUCUGCAAAGCGGACACAACGGCAGGUAAACAGCCAGGUUGCCUUCACUGGGCGUAUGACACGUGCACGGACUAAAGUGAACAAGUCUCAUGGUUCGGCCAAGCGCAAGACUCCGCUCUCUAAACAGAAAGGACGCGCGACCUUGCUCACACCGGGUGUCUCUACACCGUGUGACAAGGGGGCUAUAGCAAGGCAUCGCUACUGCAACGCGGUUAUGACGGACCGCCAUUGGAUGUCAGUGAGUUGCAAAGAAUCUGUAAAGAGGAAGCCUCAGGAAGGUAUUCCAUAUGAAGGUAAAGUUGAUGCGAUUUUCGACAUUGUCGAUAAUCGUACGUACCUUAAAUUUGGAGACGAGCAUGUACCGUUGAAUGUUGAGCCAAUCCAGAUCGAGGAAUCUCUGACUGCCAAGGAGGUGACCGAGACGAAGGAUGAUAAGGUGGUAUGAAGUGAUGUACGAGUGCCUCACUUGUGGGUGUUGUGUAAAUUUCUUACGCAUGUGCGUUGUAAUUUUUGUACAGUGGACUUUAGGAUCG